This is a messenger RNA of Triticum turgidum subsp. durum (durum wheat), 1581 nucleotides long. The record is from the annotation of a GenBank genome assembly. NCBI's taxonomy places the organism in Eukaryota, Viridiplantae, Streptophyta, Magnoliopsida, Poales, Poaceae.
AUGCCGCUAACGCUGCAACUCGUUGGUGCAUGCCCAGCAAGUCCGGAUCUUGCUGCACCGGCAAUGGAUCAGGCCGCCUCCUAUUCCGCCUCCACCACGCCCCUGCUGCUCCUCCUCGGCUCCGUCACGCUUGCGGUCUCGCUGUUCGUGCUGAUUGGUCGCAGCAGACAUGGACGCGGGAAGGCGGGGCUCCCGCCCGGCCCGCCGGCGCUGCUCUUCCUCGCCAAGUUCCUCGCGCUCCGCCGGUCCAUAUUCGACCUGGGCCCGCUGCUCGUCGACCUCCACGCGCGCCACGGGCCCGUCUUCUCCGUGCGCCUCUUCCGCACGCUCGUCUUCGUCGCCGACCGCAAGCUGGCCCACCGCGCGCUCGUCCAGGGCGGCGCCACCUUCGCCGACAGGCCGCCGCCGGUCGACCCCACCCGCUUGUUCACGUCCGGGGGACGUGACAUCAGCUCCUCCUCCUACGGGCCCUACUGGCGCCUCCUCCGCCGGAACCUCGCCGGGGAGGCGCUCAGCCCGGCCCGUGUUGGUCUCUUCGCGCCGGCGAGGAGGUGGGCGUGCGACGGCCUCGUCUCCAGCCUCCUCAGCGAGCAGCAAUCGCAGCGCCAGGACGCCGUGACGCUCAGGCCGCUCCUGCGCCGCGCCAUGUUCGAGCUGCUCGUGUACAUGUGCUUCGGCGCACGGCUCGGACGGGAGGCGCUCGACGAGGUGGAGGAGCUGCAGCACCAGGCGCUACUCUCGCUCACCACGUUCCCGGUCUUCGCCUUCUUCCCGGCGGUCACUAAGAGGCUCUUCGGCAGACGCUGGGCGGCGUGCCUCGCUGUGCGCAGGAGGCAGGACGAGGUAUUCGUCCCGCUCAUCCACGCGAAGCGCGGCGACGGUGACCCGCCGUGCUACGCCGACUCCCUCCUCGCCGUCCGCGUGGCCGAUGAGGGCGGCCGCCAGCUCACUGACGCCGAGAUGGUCGCCCUCUGCUCCGAGUUCAUGAACGGUGGGACGGAUACCACGGUGACCUUGCUGGAGUGGAUCAUGGCCGAGCUCGUGCAACACCCCGACGUCCAGACCAAGGUCUACGAGGAGGUGAAAGCCGAUCCAGAGCUCAACAACCUGCAGGCAAUGCCGUACCUGAAGGCCGUCGUGCUCGAGGGCCUUCGGCUGCACCCGCCAGGCCAUUUCGUCCUCCCGCACGGCGUGCAGAGCGGCGACGCGGAGAUCGCGGCCUACGCGGUGCCCAAGGGAGCGGAGGUCAACUUCCUGGUAGCCGAGAUUGGCCGCGACGAGACUGUGUGGACGGCGGCGCGGGAGUUCCGUCCGGAGAGGUUCCUGGAGGGCGGCGAGGGGCACGGAGUGGACAUCACGGGGAGCAGGGAGAUCAAGAUGAUGCCUUUCGGCGCAGGCCGCAGGAUGUGCCCGGGGUACACGCUGGGCAUGCACCACGCCGAGUACUUCGUGGCGAGAAUGGUGAGGGAGCUGGAGUGGCGGCCGGCAGCGGAGGGGGCCAAGGUGGACAUGGCGGAGACGCUCGAUUUCACCACCGUGAUGAAGCACCCGCUCCGUGCGCUCAUCGUCUCCAGAAGCUAA